This is a messenger RNA of Branchiostoma floridae (Florida lancelet), 463 nucleotides long. RefSeq lists its product as uncharacterized. The transcript has 3 exons. The record is from RefSeq and is a predicted model, not a curated record. NCBI's taxonomy places the organism in Eukaryota, Metazoa, Chordata, Leptocardii, Amphioxiformes, Branchiostomatidae. Bases 131 to 463 code for a protein of 110 amino acids.
CUUAAAGUGUGCCCUGACCACAUAUGGUCUAGAGGAAGUUGUCUUUUCGACGGGCCAGGUGUUAACAAAACGUCUCGAAAGUCAAGCUACAGAAACACGGUGUGCCUAUAGCAGUGCGCCGCAGAGACGCAUGAUGGCCACCGUAGCGUGCUCACUCCUCUUGGCGGCGAUGGUCGCACUCAGCGCCGCCGCCCCGGCUGACAAGGCAUCGGCACUCCUCGACGACGAAAAGUGGAUUGACAAGCCGUUAGAAGUGCUCAUGUUGGAAGAAGCGAAGGAGAAGAAAUUUGAAGAAGAAGAAGCUCUCGCCAAGAAAAGCGCCUUGGACAACGAUUGGACUGAAGACGUCGACGGUCAAAUGAUCAAGAAAGUUGUGAUGAAGGUUUUAAAGGAGCUCAAGAACCCAACAGGCGUAAAAGCUCAAGACACUAGAAACCUCCAAGAAACACGAAGUAAGAAAUAG